GGUCUGCCGAGACAAGGGCAAGCCACCUUCGUCUCCCGUGGGUCGUGGACCUUUGACCCUCUCACACAUUCGCCGAGUCUCCAAAGGGCGCCGUACCAUCUUGUCCAAAAGUCUUGGCUUUCGUCCCAUUUUGCCAAAAGAAUGCCAAUCGCUCACCUACUCUCCCGCCCAGCCUUGGCCGGCAAGGACGGCGCAUUGGCAAAGGCUGCAAAGUCCUCAAUCUCUCCCCGACACGUCUUUCUGCUCACCUGAAAGUUGAGCCGCUCCCCUUUGCUCGCAAUACUGCUGUCACGACAGUAAAUCUCCCUCACCGGAAACCCCUCCUCAUUCUCUCGGCUCCGUUCCCAGCUUGCUCUUUUAAGGAAACGGACCCCUCCGACCCAGACGCAACCUCUCCCUGCUUGCUGACAGCUUCGGCUUUGCUGUAUUCGUCGUACCUUAUGCCAUCGCUACAACCGCGAAACACCCGCUACGACCGUCCCAUGCUAUAACCAGGGUCACUCACCACCGCCGCAUACGAACAAACCCACUCUGCGCCCCAAAGAACGGCCAACGGCCUUUCCUCCGACCUUUCUCCUACUGUGAUAGGGAAAUCAACGGCGUGUCACCGAGUCCCCGUCUGGCUCCCCCAGCUUCAACACCCGCCCUGUCAGCCUGGUCCGCUGCAUUGCAUAACCUUGCCUUACCCGUAUCGGUAGCUGUCCGACCCAUGAACCGCCUCCGGUGGCUAGCUCGUUGACGUCAAGCACUGCUGCACCUUUCGACCGGCUCGAGACUCGACCAAUCCACAUUCUACGUCGCCACGAUGAGGUGUUCGCAGCCUUCCGCCGCUCUGCUGUCACUGUGUUUCCUUUUCUCGAAUGCCGUUCUCGCCGAUGAUACGACCACUGUUCCGAUCUACCUGCCGCACUAUGAUGCGAAUAGCUGGUCGCAGCUGCGGGGGAGUGUAAUUUCAAGUAAUGCCAAAGAAACGACAUAUACCGUCUUCUGCCCGCCACAAACAAGCCCCAAUUGCGACCUAGCCAUCGAGUUCCCCUUCGUCUUCUCCGAGGGCGAGAGCACGCUUCAGUUCCACGGCACCAAGACAUCAACUCUCAUCGCCGAUCUGGGCUGCACAUUGAGCGGGACGACAGCUGCGACAUGUUCAGGAUACUCGAGUCUGAAGAGCGGAUACAUCAAUGGCAAAUUGACGGGACCGACCGAGGUGUCAUGGACAUCGACUAUGACCGGCUCUGAGGUGGAAUGGGGUAUUCUCACUAUGGCCGAGGAGCCCGCGGCAACAGCAACCCCAGCGACGACAACGACUGCCGACAACUCGAACUUUGACGACUUCUUAUACACGGACAGCCUGUCGCCUUCAUUACCUGCCGAAACCAACCCGAGCGCUGCCUCUCGUCUUGGUCGAGGCUGGGCUCUCAUUGCAUCAGUAUGCAGCAUGGUAGUUGUCGCGUUGGUGGCAUAACCGGCCACGUUUCUACGCCCUCAGACUACCUACCUUGGGCACACUAUACCCACUAUGGCGAUCACAAAUGAUCUGCCCCUCGGAAUCCGAAAGAAAACGAAAUAGAAAACGGCAUCAUCAUCAUGGAAAGGCAGCAUACGAAGCAGACCAAAACUAGGAGCCUGGAUCUUGGGACAACGAUUUGGAGAGGGUGAUACAUUAUAGGAGUUUUGCCCUCAUGUCAGCGUAAAGGGGGAAGCAAGUGAAGGAUCGUUCGAGCCCAUUGUCUUUUCUAUCCAGAGAGCUUUGUCAUUUCUCGCAAUGUGCUCCCUUUUGGAGUUAUACCCCGUAUCGGCGUUGAAUUGUUUACGAUCAAGGGCUCAACGGCAAAUAUAAACAUGGAAAGGAGAGGAGAGGACGACUCCUAAUCCUAUGAUUUUCUGUGCAAUCAGUUUCAUCGAAUAUUCGUGUCAUUUUCCUACCGAGAGCAUAUCCGUCGAAGCAAAUAUGUCACUCAUCUUGUAAUCUUAGAAUGAACGGAUCCUUCGAGCAGUCACACGUUUGACAGGAUCCCCGCCGGAUUGGUCGGCAGUCCUGCGUUACGCUCCACGCAUGACGACAUGUGCGUGGAACGCGGACAGCUAUUAUAUUCGCCUCUUGGACGAUCGAUUCUUCACUAAGCAGCA
This is a messenger RNA of Colletotrichum scovillei, 2127 nucleotides long. RefSeq lists its product as uncharacterized. NCBI's taxonomy places the organism in Eukaryota, Fungi, Ascomycota, Sordariomycetes, Glomerellales, Glomerellaceae. The record is from RefSeq and is a predicted model, not a curated record. The coding region runs from base 806 to 1462 and encodes 218 amino acids. The transcript is spliced from 3 exons.